Molecule: messenger RNA, 993 nt
Organism: Conger conger (European conger)
Lineage: Eukaryota; Metazoa; Chordata; Actinopteri; Anguilliformes; Congridae
Product: trace amine-associated receptor 1-like
Exons: 1
Coding region: 64-993 (309 amino acids)
Biological process (GO): G protein-coupled receptor signaling pathway
Cellular component (GO): membrane
Molecular function (GO): trace-amine receptor activity
Source: RefSeq, a predicted model, not a curated record
UGUUUUGCGUCCCUGAAAGGAUCCUGCCCACGAAGUCAAACACUGAUCCUCAUCAAAGUAGCCAUGUAUGUGACCAUGGCUUUCAUCAUUCUGAUGACUGUCUGUGGGAACCUGCUGGUCAUCAUCUCCAUCUCUCAUUUCAGACAGCUCCAUUCUCCAACCAACCUUCUUGUUCUGUCUUUAGCAUUCACCGACUGGUUCUUGGGGGUUUUAGUUCUGCCAUAUAGCAUGAUCAGAUCUGUGGAAAACUGUUGGUAUUUUGGAGAGACAUUUUGUAAGAUACACUCCAGCCUUGACAUCAUGCUGGGCCAUGCAUCUCUUUUGCACCUGGGUCUCAUUUCUGUUGACAGAUAUUUGGCCAUCUGUAAGCCUCUUCAGUACAGAACCUUGGUAUCUAUGCAUAAGGUAGCAGCCCUUAUUGGAAUCAGCUGGCUGAUUUCCUUUGCAUUUGGGUUUGGGGUGAUUCUCUCUAAAAUGUAUUUAGUCAAUGUGGAGGAGUUAACCUCUUGCACAGGCACCUGUUUUCAUGUUUUCAACAAACAAGGGGGGGUGAUGGCUUCUUUGGUGUCCUUCUUCAUUCCAGGCGCAUUGAUGACAGGCCUUUAUAUGAAGAUUUUCCAUGUUGCAAAAGUGCAAGCCAGAAAGAUUAACUGCAGUUUGGGAAUGACAAGAGCACAACUUAAUAAAAAUAACUGCACAUCUGAACAAAGGGAGAAGAAAGCUGCAAAGACCCUUGGCAUUGUACUGGGAUUCUUUCUCUUGUGCUGGUUGCCAUUUUUCCUGAUUAUUAUUGCUGAUCCUUUCCUUGAUUUCUCCACCCCUGCUAUUGCAUUAGAUGCUCUAUCAUGGUUGACGUACUUUAAUUCUACCUGCAACCCUCUCAUUUAUGGAUUUUUCUAUCCCUGUUUCCAAAGGGUGUUUAAAAUGAUUAUGUCAGGACAAGUUUUUCAGAAUGGCUCUUCAUUAUUAAAUAUUUAUGCAGAGAGCAACUGA